CUUGUCUCCUUUUGUCUCAGUGUGCUUUUGCCCCGGAAAAAGUUCAUCUACCAUUACAAGAAUGUGCGCUGGGCAAGGGGACGGCAUGAAACAUACCUCUGCUUUGUAGUGAAGAGGCGAGUGGGGCCAGACUCUUUAUCCUUUGACUUUGGACACCUGCGUAAUCGCAAUGGCUGCCAUGUAGAGCUGCUGUUCCUGCGAUAUCUGGGAGCCUUGUGCCCUGGUGUGUGGGGGUAUGGAAAUACUGGACAGAGGAUCAGUUAUUCCAUCACCUGGUUCUGCUCUUGGUCUCCCUGUGCCAACUGCUCUCGCAGACUGGCCCAGUUCCUCAGCCAGGUACCCAACGUUCGCCUUAGGAUCUUCGUAUCACGCCUCUACUUUUGUGACUUGGAGGACAGCCGUGAGAGAGACGGCCUGAGGUUGCUAAAAAACGCUGGCGUGCGGAUCACAGUCAUGAGUUACAAAGACUUCUUCUACUGCUGGCAGACUUUUGUAGCUCGUAAUCAGAGCAAAUUCAAGGCCUGGGAAGAGCUGCACCGAAACUCUGUUCGCCUAACAAGAACACUCAACCGCAUACUCCAGCCCUGUGACACUGAUGAUUUAAGAGAUGCCUUCAAGCUUCUUGGGCUGUGAAACAUAUCUGUGACCUCCUCUGUUGCUACUAUGAAAGUCUGAAGAGUAAAAUUGGUGUUAGUCCAUCACUACAACUGCUGAACUGAGAAUAAAAAAAAACUGUGAAAAAAAAUUGCUUCCUAGUUGUGGCAAGGCUUGCACGGUUAAGUUGCUGCUGCUUGUUGUUUCUGUAGCAAUAUGAAAAUAUACGUGAAAUAAAAUAUUAUACCAUAUUAUGUCAUAUUGUCUUGUGAUAUUGACAAUAACUAGACUUACCUUGUAAAAAGUUGUAGAACUACAUCUCCUAAUCUGUAUAGAAAAGUAUAUUCAGCUAACUGGUGGUGGUCAUAACUGCAGAGCAUUGUUGGGCUGACUGCAGAUUAAUCCACCACUUUCAUAAAAUUUGGGUACUUGUGAAAGAGUUUAAAAAGCAAUUAUGCAAAGCAGAGCAGAGGCAGAGAUGAAGAUAUGCUAAAGUCAAACUGCUGUAUCCUACAUUUCCCAUAAUGCAGACAAAAACAUCUUUUUGUUAGACUACCCGUCUGGUAAAUGUACUUCAAACUCCAAUUAAGGCUUUUUCGUCACAAACCUCCUCCAGAGCCACAGACGAUACAAC
This is a messenger RNA of Thunnus maccoyii (southern bluefin tuna), 1228 nucleotides long. It is a transcript of the gene aicda, whose product is annotated as activation-induced cytidine deaminase. Gene Ontology annotation, molecular function: RNA binding; cytidine deaminase activity; zinc ion binding. Gene Ontology annotation, biological process: cytidine to uridine editing. Lineage: Eukaryota; Metazoa; Chordata; Actinopteri; Scombriformes; Scombridae. Gene Ontology annotation, cellular component: nucleus; cytoplasm. The transcript is spliced from 4 exons. The record is from RefSeq and is a predicted model, not a curated record. The annotation marks the transcript as partial.